UUGGAGGGAAUUUGAAUUUUGUUACAUUUAUGAUUUAAUCAUCAUUUAGUGAAUUAUAAUACUUAACCGACCUAAAAUGGCAACGAUAACUAGCAUUAAUAAAGAACCUGGCGUUGACAAAGUUGUUAUACUGCUGAUUGGUGGAAGGGGAGUUGGAAAACACAGAUUAGCCACAGCAUUGAUUCAAACUAGAUCCUCCUUAACAGUUGAGGUACGUACUUGUGUAAAACUUCCAUUACCAAAGGAGAAUGAGCAGGAAAGACCAUACAUUGACUUAAUCAUCUUUAUUGUGGAUAUGACCAGUCGAGCAAGCAAAAUGAUAUUAGAGGAAUCCCUUCCAUAUCUGAUGCCUGAAUGUUUUGUUGACAAAGUUUGCUUUGUGGCAAUGAACUCAUCUAUGGUGAACUCGUAUAGUUUUGGUAUAGACAGAGUGAUUGACUGUGGAGAUCUUUAUGGAUGUCCAGUUUUGUAUGGUGACCUGCAGUCUAGAAGUCAUUUGGACAACCUUGCCCAGCAAAUUAUCAAUCAAGCAGAAGUAAAAGCUGGUUUAAAGUACAACAUCAGUUCCAAUUUUGUGACAGCUAGUUUUCAUGGUCCAUAAAUUGCAGCCACCCAAGAGAUUAUUUUGUAUUUUAUACAUAUCCACCUUGCAUUUUCAUCAAAAACAAAUUGUAUUUAAUUUAGAUCACCAUUGUUUUUAUACUUGAAACAUACAGUGUCAGUAGCAGAACAUUGUUUCUGUACUUGGAAUAUAUAUAUGUGUCAGUAGCAGAAUGUUGUUUUUAUACUUUGAAUGUACAGUGUUAGUACCUGGAAUAUACAUGUGUCAGUAGCAUGUGUCAUAUUGUUUUUACACUUGGAACAUACAGUGUCAUAGCAGAAAACUGUUCCUAAACUUAGAACAUGUCAGUACUAGAACAGAGUUUAACACUAUAUUAGUUAUGAGCACACAAUUCUGAUACUAAAUUUCAAGGUUUUUGUUCUUAUGCUUCAAAAAUUAUAUAACUUUUAUGAAAUGUGGAAAUAAUAAAGUCCAAAUUGUUAUUAAUCUUGCUGGUGUAAUACAUAAAUUGAGUGAUGGAGCAUAUAUUUGCAGAAAGAAGAGUCUCUACAAAUUUGAGUUUCAUCCCUAAAUGAAUAACAUAAAGUUUGACCUUAGAAAAGUUAUUAUUUUCUCUUAAUUAGAAUGAUAUCUAACCCUAAAAAAAAGUUGGACAUAUGAUGAUUAAAAGGUGUUUGUGAAUUGCAUUUAUUUGUAAUUCUUGCACUUUUUAAACAUAUCGGUCGUCAUCUCUAAUAUUAUCCAUUGAAGUUUUAGAUAUGUAGAUCUUAUUUUUUAUCUGUCACAACCCAGCAGAUUUUGUUAAGUACCACUACUACGUUAGACCUCCAAGAGUCACAGUUUACAUCUCAAAUAACAGUUUCCAGUAGAAAAUUUAAUAUUAAGAUGUUAAGUGCUGAAACCUGGUAAAGGCAGUGGAAACUACCAGACUUAACCUUUGUUGUAAAAUUAUUCAUGAAUGCAGAUAUUUUUUUCUUUUUAAUUGAUUAAAUUAGUGAACAUACACAGUGCCAGUAGUUUAACACUAUCUUAAUUAUAAAAAUGUAAUCUGAGUUAACAUUUAAUUAUCUCACCAGAUUCCUUGAAUAGGGCAUUAAUCAAUAAUGUAUAAAUUAUUAUUUUCAUAAAUUAAUGCUUAAAUGACUUAAAUUUUAAACUCGCAAUAUUCUGUUUAAUGUGACAUUAAUUAAUAAUGUAUACAUAUCAUUGACCAUGCUUACUUUCAAUCUCUUUAAAAACUAAUCUUGGUGAAGUAUUUGGGAAAGUACAAGAGAGAUAUCUUAAGAUGGGUGCUGCCUAAAUACAGUGAGUAGCCCAACACUUAAAAACAAAUAUUAACCAAAUGUGUUUAUUUUCUUGUAUUUAUCUUCUUUAUUCUUCACCUCAUUUUCGUUUGGUUUUCAUAUUCUUUACUUUUGUUGACAGUCUUUCUGUUGAUGCUGGUCUCAUUACUGACAUUAUAUACUAAUAUUGACUGUGGAUCUUUGAGUAGCUCUGUCAGUGAAACACAAAUGGGCUUCGAUAGAGGUGUAUCUUUCAUAGGUAUCACAGUAGUUUUUGGCAUUAUUAGGAUAAUGAUGGUUUCACUUUAAUCACUGUUUUGUUUUUGUAAACAUCCCCACUGGGAGAAAAUUACCUCAUCUUUUGUUCUACUGUGUUGUUUUUCUCAUUUGCAAAAUACCUGUAAUAACCUUAAGCUCAUCCUAUAAUAUUAUGUUCCAUUGUCUGCCCAUUUUCUUUAUUAAUCAUCUUUAUCACUUUAUCCCCAGUAUGGCUAGUUUGCAGUACUAACACUCAUAUAGUUUGGAUUUAAUAGUGCCAACUGUAAAUUUUCUGUCCUUUCCAACUUGCUUUCACAAUUUAUUUUCUGUAACUGUCAUCAAAAUUGAAGAUUAGAAAAAUACUACAAAGUGUAUAAUAACUGUUUUUACCCUAUACUCUUUAAUGAAUCAGCCAAGUUUCUGUCAGCUUGUAAUGAUGUGUGUAAUUGUUUUUUAUCAAAUAUUAAACAACUACCAACUGUAUAUUCACCUUUCACAUCAAAUAUUGUUAUUGCACAAUUUGUCACCUCCAACCCCAUCAUA
Molecule: messenger RNA, 2646 nt
Organism: Limulus polyphemus (Atlantic horseshoe crab)
Lineage: Eukaryota; Metazoa; Arthropoda; Merostomata; Xiphosura; Limulidae
Product: centromere protein M-like
Exons: 6
Coding region: 77-601 (174 amino acids)
Source: RefSeq, a predicted model, not a curated record